This is a messenger RNA of Corvus hawaiiensis (hawaiian crow), 3379 nucleotides long. It is a transcript of the gene YAP1, whose product is annotated as Yes1 associated transcriptional regulator. Gene Ontology annotation, molecular function: protein binding; transcription corepressor activity; transcription coactivator activity. The record is from RefSeq and is a predicted model, not a curated record. The coding region runs from base 306 to 1832 and encodes 508 amino acids. NCBI's taxonomy places the organism in Eukaryota, Metazoa, Chordata, Aves, Passeriformes, Corvidae. Gene Ontology annotation, biological process: positive regulation of transcription by RNA polymerase II; hippo signaling. Gene Ontology annotation, cellular component: nucleus; cytoplasm. The transcript has 9 exons.
GUCGGCGGCGGAGAGUGAUUCGGGCGGGCGUAACUGCGAACUUUUGUUUGGUGUGUUGUGUGAGUUAGUUUCCGCCGCCGGGACAGAGGCGCCGGCCGGGCUGGGCCGGGCUCGGGGAAGCGCCGCACGGUCAGAGUUGUUUUGCCAGUUGCCGCGGCCGAGUCGGCUUCCCGACCGAGGGGUGAGAAGUACCGGCGACAGCAGGACGAGCCCGCGGCCCGGGGAGCGGGGCAUGCGGGACUUGAAAUCCGGGCUCUGAGCCGCCGAGCCCCGCCAGGGAAGCGCCGGGGGGUCCCGACGGAGCCAUGGAUCCUGGGCAGCCUCAAACGCAGCAGCCGCCGCAGGCAGCGCAGCCCCCGGCCUCGCAGCAGCAGCAGCCGCCGCCGCAGCCCCCGGGCGCGGUGUCGGGGGCCCCGGCCGGCGCGGCGCAGCCCCCGGGUGCGGGGCCCCCUCCGGCGGGGCACCAGAUCGUCCAUGUGCGGGGCGACUCGGAGACCGACUUGGAGGCGCUGUUCAACGCCGUGAUGAACCCCAAGGGCGCCAACGUGCCACACACGCUGCCCAUGCGGCUGCGGAAACUGCCCGACUCCUUCUUCAAGCCGCCCGAGCCCAAGGCCCACUCCCGCCAGGCCAGCACUGAUGCCGGGACAGCAGGAGCCCUGACCCCACAGCAUGUCCGAGCUCAUUCCUCUCCAGCAUCACUGCAGCUGGGGGCUGUUUCUCCAGGGACACUUACACCCUCUGGAGUAGUGACUGGACCUGGAGCUCCAUCUUCUCAACACCUCCGCCAGUCUUCUUUUGAGAUCCCUGAUGAUGUACCUUUGCCACCAGGCUGGGAGAUGGCUAAGACACCAUCUGGACAGAGAUACUUUCUUAAUCACAUUGAUCAAACAACAACAUGGCAAGAUCCUAGGAAGGCCAUGCUUUCCCAGAUGAAUGUUACAGCUCCCACCAGUCCUUCUGUGCAGCAGAACAUCAUGAACUCGGCAUCAGGCCCACUCCCCGAUGGAUGGGAACAAGCUAUGACCCAGGAUGGAGAAAUUUACUACAUAAACCAUAAGAACAAGACCACAUCUUGGCUAGACCCAAGGCUUGACCCACGCUUUGCCAUGAAUCAGCGAAUCAGCCAAAGUGCUCCAGUUAAACAGCCACCUCCUCUGGCUCCUCAGAGUCCCCAGGGUGGUGUGAUGGGUGGGAGUAGCUCCAAUCAGCAGCAACAGAUGAGACUUCAGCAGCUACAGAUGGAGAAAGAAAGGCUGAGACUGAAGCAUCAAGAACUGCUUCGGCAGGUGAGGCCACAGGCAUUGCGGAAUAUCAAUCCCAGCACAGCAAAUUCUCCAAAACAUCAGGAAUUGGCUCUCCGUAGCCAGCUUCCAACAAUGGAACAAGACGGUGGAUCUCAAAACCCCGUGUCAUCUCCUGGAAUGUCUCAGGAACUGAGAACAAUGACUACAAAUAGUUCUGAUCCCUUUCUUAACAGUGGAACAUAUCACUCCAGAGAUGAAAGCACAGAUAGUGGACUUAGCAUGAGCAGUUACAGUGUACCCAGAACCCCAGAUGACUUCCUGAACAGUGUUGAUGAGAUGGAUACAGGUGACAGUAUCGGCCAAAGUAACAUACCAUCCCAUCAGAACCGUUUCCCAGACUACCUUGAAGCCAUUCCAGGGACAAAUGUGGACCUUGGGACACUGGAAGGAGAUGGAAUGAAUAUAGAAGGAGAAGAACUGAUGCCAAGUCUGCAAGAGGCUUUGAGCUCUGACAUCCUUAAUGACAUGGAAUCUGUCUUGGCAGCCACCAAGCUAGAUAAAGAGAGCUUUCUUACUUGGUUAUAGGGGCCUCAGGGAGACUGAAUUCUAAAUCUGUGAAGGAUCUAAGGAGAUUAGGACAUCUGUAUCUGAAGUUCAGAACAAGCCAGUGUGGUGCACUUUGGCUUGUGUUCAGAAAAAGUAAAUGAACAAAUAUUCAACAAGAUUCUUUGGGUUUGCUCUUCCUUGUCCAUCGCUGCUGUUAUAUAUUGCUGACUUUUUUCCACAGUUGACUCUGAAGAACAGACAUCUUCUUGAUCUUUUUCUAUUGCUGUUGCAACUACUGUUCAAGGGGGGUGGGGAGGGAUGAUGAGCCUAUUUUGGAUGACGAAUGCCAUUCCUUUUGUCCUAGUGUGCGCUUGCAUAUCAUUUUAUCUAAGUACUCAGAUUUGAGAGUUAAUUUCUGCAUGUCACUGCUUGUAGUUUGCUCAGCUAGUUGUCUCCUGCUGCCUGUGGCAAGUGGUAAAACAUGACAUACUGGGGUGACAAGCCAAAAAUGAUGUAUCUGGUCAAAAGAAGUCAAUACUGAUUUGGAGAUAUGACGUAAAGGAGGGCUGAAGACUGGCAUUAAGUGUUCCUACUAGUAGCUCUUGCAUUAGUCAUGAAGUGCUCUUGUUCAUAUUUUAUGUUAUAGUAAAUCAUGAGUCAUUUUACAUAGAAACAUAUAUGAACUUUGAUUGUUGCCACAUACUCUAGCCUAACUUCCAUUUGUCAAAAAUACUUUUGAUAAUUUUUGUUAGUUGGUUUAACUGUAGCAGUAGGAUGGGAAGUAAUUAUAGGUGUUCUGGGGUUUUUUUUAGUAGUGAAAUCUAAGGGUUUUUUCUGAUUUCACACAGUCUUAUUUAAAUCUGAAUUGUCUGCUUUUUUUUAUACUUAAACCAUGCCUAUUGUAGCCUGAUAAGCUAGUGAGUACAUGAACCAGUAUGUUUUGCCUGUAACUUUUUUUUUUUUUUAAAGGCUAGCUUUGAAUGUAAUCAUUAGAUUUCAUGACCAGUGGCUUAUUUUUCAUGUGUAUUUGCAAGACUUUGAAUUAGAAUCUGAUUACAGCAAUGUAAAAGUUAGAAUCGUGUGUCAUGUGUACAAAUUUUAAAUGCAUUUUAAAGUAGCAGAACCAUUUUAAAAUUACAUCUAAUCUCUCUUCUGGUUUUCAGUUUUGGUCUCUAAGUGAGUUCAGAUUUUAAAAUCCUUAAUGGGAAACAAAAAUUUAUGAAAAGUUUCUCUUAAGUUAUUACUGAAAAAAAUUCUGAACUAUUAAUAUCACUGUGCAUUGCAAUGAAAAGGCUAGAACACCAAAAAACUCCUCAAUAAAAACUUCAAAGUGUAAUAGUUAUCAAGUUCUGUUUGGUGAAAAAUAAGCCCUGGACACUAUAUGUAGAAGAAUGUAAAGAUACGUGUUAGAUGGUGACAUGAGCAGGUAAUGAAGUGUAUAUUAGUAGUAGAGCUUAGUGUGGGGUAGAGGUGAAUAAGAAUUAUUUUUAUUUUAACAGGAAAAGAUGUAUCACUAAGUUGUCUGCAGGAGUUGACACAAGUUUCCAAAGAGUAUUUUUAAAUAAACAAAGCGAGCAUGAAUCAAA